Messenger RNA from Arabidopsis lyrata subsp. lyrata, 1325 nucleotides. RefSeq names its product probable F-box protein At4g22165. The record is from RefSeq and is a predicted model, not a curated record. Bases 20 to 1195 code for a protein of 391 amino acids. NCBI's taxonomy places the organism in Eukaryota, Viridiplantae, Streptophyta, Magnoliopsida, Brassicales, Brassicaceae. Gene Ontology annotation, molecular function: protein binding. The transcript has a single exon.
UUCCUCUAGAUCUCUUGCCAUGGAGAACCAUAACCCUAAUUCCUGGUCGGACCUUCCUCUAGAUCUCUUGAAUUUGGUGUUUGAACGCCUUAGCUUUGCUAGUUUCCAACGAGCCAAAUCGGUGUGUUCGUCUUGGUACUCUGCUUCGAGACAAUGCGUGCCCAAAAAGCAGAUCCCUUGGCUGAUUCUCUUCCCCGAAGACAACAACAACAACAACAACAACAACAACAACAACAACAACAAUUCAUGCAAGUUGUUCAAUCCCGAUGAAAAACAAAAACUUUACAAAACGCAAGAUCUUGGUGUUGAAUUUGCAAAGAGUGUGUGUCUAGCAACCUAUGGAAGCUGGCUCCUUACGAGAGAUCCACGGUAUAAUCUCUACAUUUUGAAUCUUUUUACCCAAGAAAGGAUUGAUCUGCCAUCUGUAGAGUCACAACUUGGAAUAACAAAGAUCGAGCGAGGUUUAGAUGAUUGGUUUCACGUUUCUAAGGAUCACUUCCAAAGGCAGAUCAAAGAGCUUUGCAUCCGAUCCCCUGUGAUUUGGAUUGACGAGAAAACCAAAGACUAUAUAGUUCUUUGGGGACUUGGAGGUUUGUGUGUCCUUUAUUCCAAGAAAGGAGAUACCGCGUGGAAUCAGCUUCCGGAAAUUUCUCACUGUCUUCACAUGGUUUACAAAGAUCACAAGCUUUACUUCUCUAGCAGCGAAAAUAUUUUCACAAUCUUAAAUUUUUCUAGAGAGGUUCCUCAACAAAUUUUUCAAUGUGGUAUGGAUCUGUUAAUAAUUAGAAUGAGUCUAGGUCGUCGUUGUCAUCGGCUAAGUAAUUCAUGGUUUGUUGAUGAGACAAAACUUGUAGUCACAGUAACAGGAAAUGUCCUUAGGGUUCAAAGAAUGUUAAGACCUAGGUCUGGAAUCCAGUCAUUCCGUGUCUGUAAAGUUUUCCCCAAAUAUGAAGAAGUUGAUUCUUUGGGCGACGAGGCACUGCUUUUGGAUUUAGGUGUCACUGUGCUCGUCAAUGACAUUGAGGGGCUCAAAAGAAAUUGCAUCUAUCUCAGUGGUAGUCAUGGAAAGAAGAAAAAUGGUAUCUUUAUCUUUAAUUUCGAGACAAAAAAGAUGGAGUUGCUGCGAAAAUUUGAUUGUUCGUCAGUUCAACUCUCUAGAGCUCGAUGGUUCUUACCAAGUUUAACGCAUACAUGAUGAUGAGUUCUACUUUCUUCUUCAAAUAUGUUGUUUUUGGCUAAUGAAUAAUGAUGAUGUGUUGGUUUUUUAGUUGAUAUACAAAUCUAACUAACAAAUGUGUUGAUUACAAGAUCGAGACUUGGUUAGA